Molecule: messenger RNA, 561 nt
Organism: Aspergillus puulaauensis
Lineage: Eukaryota; Fungi; Ascomycota; Eurotiomycetes; Eurotiales; Aspergillaceae
Exons: 3
Coding region: 1-561 (186 amino acids)
Source: RefSeq, a predicted model, not a curated record
AUGUUCCGACCUAUCUUCACCGUCUUCGUGGCCUUGCUUGCCCUCAUGCAGGUCACCAUGGCUGCCCCUACCACCAGCUCCGACAUUACCUCACUCGAAGUCACUGACCAGGACUUGGACCUCUCCCUCGUCGCAAAGUCGGAAGCUCAGCGCCGCAGUCUGAGUCCGGAACAUGUCAAGGUGGCCAGAUCCGAUGCCAACGCACCCCUUCCCAGCCAUGAGGUUACAUGCAGGACCGACGACCGCAGCCCACAGCGCCGGUACGUCGAGGAAGGAAUCCGAGCAUUGCGCGCCAAAGAAGGCCCACUCGUGAUCGGGGAGGGCACGUCGACGUUCGAAGUCUGUGACAUACCGGUAGAGGGCCGUGUGAGAAAUUCUGCUAUUUGGGUGUGCAACUACACUGGGAGGGAUACCUUGACCCUAGCGUCGUACAGCAUCAUUGCCGAUGCGGCGCAGUUGCUUGUCGAUCAGUGCAAGAGGGAAGGUAUAUUCCCCGGAAUUGAAGGUGAAGUCAGAUUCUCGGAUGGUUGGACAGUAAGCAUCCAUGAAAGCAUCUUUUAG